AUUGAAAUGUAUGCUUGUGCAAAGUUGGUCUCCACGCCUGCACUGGUCCGUGCUGGAUCCAGGGCCCUGCUGUGCAGACCCUUCUCUGCCUCCGUGCUCUCCAGACCACAUGCCAGAGCAGGAGAGGCUAGCAUAGCCCUUGUUCCAAAGAGCCCCAUGUCCCUGGGUGCACUGCGGAGCUUCCAGACUAGCUCGGUGAGCCGGGAUAUCAACACCGCCGCCAAAUUCAUUGGUGCUGGAGCUGCCACCGUGGGAGUGGCAGGAUCUGGAGCUGGAAUCGGGACUGUGUUCGGCAGCCUCAUCAUGGGUUAUGCCAGGAACCCCUCUCUGAAACAGCAGCUCUUCUCCUAUGCUAUCCUGGGGUUCGCCCUGUCUGAGGCCAUAGGUCUGUUCUGUCUGAUGGUGGCUUUCCUCAUCCUGUUCGCCAUGUAAAGUCCCCUCCACCGUCCUCCCCCGUUCUGUGUUGGUGUCAUGACUGUACAUUUUCCAAAUUUUUGUUGAAGGUUGACAAUAUGAAAACAAACAUGUAUUGUAAAAAUGUAACCAAUUACAGAAUUAAAAUACAUGUAUUUUACUAUUUAAA
Clupea harengus (Atlantic herring) is the source of this 583-nucleotide messenger RNA. RefSeq names its product ATP synthase F(0) complex subunit C2, mitochondrial-like. The coding region runs from base 7 to 432 and encodes 141 amino acids. Lineage: Eukaryota; Metazoa; Chordata; Actinopteri; Clupeiformes; Clupeidae. The transcript has a single exon. The record is from RefSeq and is a predicted model, not a curated record.